Messenger RNA from Musa acuminata subsp. malaccensis (wild Malaysian banana), 3530 nucleotides. RefSeq names its product calcium-transporting ATPase 5, plasma membrane-type. Gene Ontology annotation, cellular component: plasma membrane; intracellular membrane-bounded organelle. NCBI's taxonomy places the organism in Eukaryota, Viridiplantae, Streptophyta, Magnoliopsida, Zingiberales, Musaceae. The record is from RefSeq and is a predicted model, not a curated record. Gene Ontology annotation, biological process: calcium ion transmembrane transport. Gene Ontology annotation, molecular function: ATP binding; ATP hydrolysis activity; P-type calcium transporter activity.
GAAAAAAGAGCAAAGAAUCCAUGGAUAUGGGGUAUAAGUUGGCGGAGGAGGCGAAGCUACGAGGAAAGCUCCUCCGCUUCUCUGCUUGGGGUUUCCCCUGCCGAACGUUUCCCUCCCCCAGAAAAGGUCCCGCGGACUGGGUGUCAUCUUUCCUGCGACAGCAUGGCCCAAUCGUCGGGGAAGUCGUCACCCAGCGGGCGGUGGGACGAGGAGUGUGGCGGCGGUCGUGGUAGCGAAGACAUCUGCGGUCCCUUCGACAUACCUCCCAAGAAUGCGCCGGUGGAGUGCCUCAGGCGGUGGAGGCAAGCAGCUCUUGUGCUAAAUGCUUCUCGUAGGUUUAGAUAUACCUUGGAUUUGAGGAAGGAGGAAGAAAAGGAGCAAGUAAGGAGGAAGAUCCGAGCGCAUGCUCAAGUGAUAAGGGCAGCAUUCCUUUUUAAAGAGGCAGGGGAGAAGGAGAAACCAGGAAUUCCUGGAGUCCCAACACUUCCAGCUAUUGGUUUUGGAAUUGGACAAGAAGUUCUUACUAAAAUAACCAGGGAACAUGAUUUUUCUGCUCUACAAGGAUAUGGAGGGGUUAAAGGACUAUCAAGUUUGUUGAAGACCAAUUUGGAAAAAGGAAUCAGUGGAGAUGAAGCUGAACUAUUGCGCAGGAGGAACUACUUUGGGUCCAACACUUACCCUCGGAAAAAAGGAAGAAGUUUUUGGGUUUUCCUAUGGGAAGCUUGGCAAGACCUAACCCUUAUCAUCCUUAUGAUAGCUGCAGCUUUGUCAUUGGUGUUAGGCAUAAAGACCGAGGGCAUUAAAGAAGGAUGGUAUGAUGGCGGAAGCAUUGCCUUUGCUGUUAUUAUUGUCAUACUUGUAACAGCUGUCAGUGAUUAUAGACAAUCACUACAAUUCCAAAAUUUGAAUGAGGAGAAGUCGAACAUACAUUUGGAGGUAAUUAGAGGUGGCAGGAGAGUUGAAGUCUCCAUUUUUGAUCUUGUAGUUGGUGACAUUGUUCUCCUCAAGAUUGGUGAUCUGGUUCCUGCUGAAGGAAUUUUUAUAAGUGGUCAUUCUCUUGCAAUAGAUGAGUCAAGCAUGACAGGGGAGAGCAAAGUUGUUCACAAAGAUCAGAAGGCACCAUUUUUGAUGGCUGGGUGCAAGGUUGCUGACGGUUAUGGCAAUAUGUUGGUUUCUGCAGUUGGAAUAAAUACUGAAUGGGGCCUGUUAAUGGCCAGUAUCUCAGAGGAUAAUGGUGAAGAAACUCCUCUGCAGGUGCGCUUGAAUGGGCUUGCUACUUUCAUUGGUAUAGUAGGGUUGACUGUUGCUGUUGUUGUUCUUGUAGUCCUUUUGGUUAGAUAUUUCACUGGACAUACCAAGAAUCCUGAUGGAUCUGCACAAUUUAUAAAGGGACAGACCAGUGCAAAAGCUGCAGUAAAUGGAGCCAUUAAGAUCUUGACAAUUGCAGUUACUAUUGUGGUUGUGGCAGUACCCGAAGGACUUCCAUUGGCUGUUACUCUGACCCUAGCAUAUUCAAUGCGGAAGAUGAUGGCUGACAAGGCUCUGGUGCGGAGGCUUUCUGCAUGUGAAACUAUGGGGUCAGCUACAACAAUUUGCAGUGAUAAGACUGGAACAUUGACCCUGAAUCAGAUGACUGUUGUGGAAGCAUAUAUUGGUGGAAAAAAGAUUGACCCUCCUGACAAUGUGCGGUUGAUAUCUUCUUCUGUAUCUUCUCUUCUAUAUGAAGGAAUUGCUCAGAAUACAACAGGCAGUGUGUUUAAGCCAGAGAGUGGUGCUCUUGAGCUUAGUGGCUCACCUACUGAAAAGGCAAUUCUUCAUUGGGGAUUUAAGCUUGAAAUGGAGUUUGAUUAUGCAAAAUCAAAAUCUUCAAUUAUUUAUGUUUUCCCUUUCAACUCUGAGAAGAAACGUGGAGGUGUUGCAGUACAUCUGUCAGGUUCUGAAGUUCAUGUGCACUGGAAAGGUGCUGCUGAGAUUGUCCUUGCUUCAUGUAUAGGUUGGCUUGAUAUUGAUGGUGCUAUGCAGCCGAUGACUGCAGAUAAGGUUAAUGAAUUUAAGAAGUAUAUUGAAGAUAUGGCAUCAGCUAGCCUUCGCUGCAUUGCUUUUGCAUAUAGACAUUUUAAUCUGGAAAAUAUUCCGAAUGAAGAGCAGAGGAAUGACUGGCUAUUGCCUGAGGAUGAUCUAAUUCUUCUUGCUAUUGUGGGGAUGAAAGAUCCUUGUCGCCCUGGAGUUAAAGAAGCUGUAGACUUAUGCACUCAUGCAGGUGUGAAGGUUCGCAUGGUCACUGGAGACAAUCUUCGGACAGCUAAAGCCAUAGCAUUAGAGUGUGGGAUACUAAAGGAUGCUGAUGCUCCUGAACCAAUUCUAAUUGAGGGAAGAACAUUCCGUGCCAAGACUACUGCAGAAAGAGAAGAAAUUGCUGAGAAGAUACAAGUGAUGGGAAGGUCAUCCCCAAAUGAUAAGCUGCUGCUUGUGCAAGCAUUGAGGAGAAGAGGUCAUGUGGUUGCUGUAACAGGAGAUGGCACUAAUGAUGCUCCUGCAUUACAUGAGGCAGAUAUUGGUCUUGCAAUGGGCAUUCAGGGAACAGAAGUAGCUAAAGAAAGCUCUGACAUCAUUAUAUUAGAUGAUGAUUUUACAUCAGUUGUAAAGGUCGUCCGGUGGGGUCGUUCUGUGUAUGCAAAUAUUCAGAAAUUUAUACAAUUUCAGCUCACUGUCAAUGUUGCUGCACUUGUGAUUAAUGUUGUUGCUGCUUUUUCCUCAGGCGAAGUUCCUUUAAAUACUGUUCAGCUUCUGUGGGUUAAUCUUAUCAUGGAUACACUUGGAGCACUUGCACUAGCAACUGAACCACCAACUGACCACCUUAUGGACAGGACCCCUGUUGGGCGGAGGGAACCUCUUAUUACAAAUAUUAUGUGGAGGAAUCUUAUGGUUCAGGCUUUGUAUCAAAUCACAAUCCUCCUUGUACUAAACUUUGGUGGUAGAAGUAUCUUGCAUUUGAAGAACGAUACUCGAGCCCACGCCGACAAAGUCAAAAAUACCUUUAUAUUCAAUACCUUUGUCCUUUGUCAAAUAUUCAAUGAGUUUAAUGCUCGAAAACCAGAUGAAAUUAAUGUCUUUAGUGGAGUCGCCAGAAAUCACCUCUUUAUGGGGAUAGUUGGCGUAACUGCUCUUCUUCAGGUAUUGAUUAUCGAGUUUCUUGGGAAGUUUACUUCGACUGUCAGGCUUAACUGGAAGCUGUGGUUGGUUUCAGUUGCCAUUGGUAUAACAAGUUGGCCGCUGGCAAUUAUUGGGAAGCUGCUCCCAGUACCCAGAACUCCGCUUGCAGAAUAUUUUAGAAGCUCCUCGGGCAGGAGACAAGAAGAUGAUGGGACGGCACAGGAGAGCUCCACUGCUCAUCCAUAAUUGUGCUCGGAGAUGGUGAGAUGUGAUUACGGCCCCUCUGAUUUCCGGACACCACUGACUGCCACGUACUCUUCGAACUCUGCUGCGGACAUGCUUUAUCAUGGGGAGGAGGAUAUAUAUAUAUAUUAUAU